AUGGAGGAUGAUGAGGAUUUACCGCUCCACCUGCCCUCGCCGAUGGCCAAGAAGACGAAGAGCAAGGUGAAGAGAAGAGACGAUGCUCCUGACAGGACGAACCUUAUGCCAAGAGAGCGAGAAAUGCAGCAUUCUGCUGCAGACUUCUCGCUGUUUCGGCUGCUACCUUCCGACAUUGUUCAGAAGCACAUCUACUCGUUGGUGCCAGAGUUGGUCUGCAAGCACAUCCGAGUCUCAAGAUCGUUUCUUCAAAUGCUGCCAGAGACGUCCAGGAUUGACAUCAACAUCAGUGAUGAGCGCGUUGCUCCGAUCACUUGUAACUCCCUGCUUCGAUUCAUGUCGAAGCAGGACCAAGAAAUCAGAGUCUGUAUACAGGAGCGUCUUUUUUGCCCCGUCAUAGUGGAAGCAUUCUCGAAAGCGAAAGCUCGCAUCGUCCAGAUCAGUGUCUCCUUCUGUUUUACAGAUCUCGAGCGAACUCGCCCUCGAUACAAGCCCAACGAGUUCGACCCAAUGGGGUGGACACAGGAGGAGGAGGAGGAGGAGGAGGAGGAACCAGAGGAAUGGAGGAACAAGAAAUGGGCGCUGUCUGCUUCUUGCGAGAACAUGGCCAAACUCCUCCUCGCUGCUCCUGGACUACAGGUCUGCGACUUUCAUGGGAUAGAUGCGCCAGCCCUAAGCAAGAUUUUCGCUCACAUCUUCGAAAGCAAGAAGCAGAUGAAGUGGAAGGCGGAAUUCGCUUCGAAACCCAAAUGUUUUUCUCGCUUGCGAUAUUUGUCCCUUGAGGGAUGGAGAGCAGAAACCCCAAUCUUAUCUCAACUUGCAUCCUGUUUGAUCCUGGAUAGCCUUAUCCGACUUGACCUGUCGAACUGUGGCCUGACCGACCAAGAUAUUUCAGCCCUCUUUGGCGAAUGGGAUAGAGCAAAUUUGUCUGGAAACAUUCUAUUGGAAGAACUAUAUCUGGACGACAAUCACAUUACAUCGGAUGGCAUUGACAGCAUUGCAAAGUUUCUUGGAUUCGUCGACCAUGAUGUAAUCGAAAGAAAAAAACUGAAUAGAUUUGUCAACCUCCGAGUGCUUGACCUUUCAUCGAACUCCGUGGUCAGUGGCCGGUCCAAUAAGUUCUCCUACAUCCUCCACAAUUGCAAGAAUCUGCGUGUGCUCAAUCUUAAGCAGAGGAGAACUUUGAUGUUUGACCAUGCAUUGCUUGCUCGAGAUCUCGAGACUCUCAACCAACUCGACUGCUUCAAUGAGGUCACGCCGUGGGGGAAGUGGAGAAGGCCAAGCCUGCAACAGGAAUACACGUCGAGGUUCUGCUCCAUGACUUACAUGGAAGACAAGAAGAUGCAGGUGAAGGACGGCAAAAGAAUGAGCAGAACGGUUCUGGACACGGAUCAGCCUCCCCCCCCCCACGUCCUCGAUCUCCACCCUUGGCCUCUAUGCUUUUCCAUCGCGGAGCUGAAAUUUCUUAGCCAAUCGCUCCCUAGGGUGAGACCAUCCCUCCAAGAGCUCAGGUUCACCAGCCCGGUUCAAGACCCUGGAUACAUCUCUGAGAUCCUCCCAGCUCUAGAGGAGCUGAUCCGAGAAUGUAAGGAGCUGAAGGCUGUCUUUCUCGACGACGUCGAGGUUUUCAAUAGCGAGAGAGAGGACGAGGAUAGCAGCAUCCUUUUUCACCGGCAUUUCGACCCAGGCCUUGAGAUUCAUGACAAGUGGCCCCCACCAAUCUUCAAAAGAAAGAUGGAAAAGGCCCAUCUCAUCACAACAAUUGAUGUUGGACAGAACGCUAGGCGUCAUUAUAUCUGUCCAGUUGAGUUCCAAGAUGGUCUAUCGAGCAUGCCGAAGCUGCAGUCUCUGAUUCUUGCAGACACCAAGCUCCAGGCACGCGGAUGCAUGGUAGUGGUGAGAGCGGCGGCGGAGCAUUGCAGGGCCCUGCAGCAACUUGACCUUUCUAAGAAUGGGAUAACUGUGAAGGGGAACGAUCAGCAGUGGUGGACGGAGGGGAAGCGAACGAGAGACCUGGACUCACUGGGAGGAUGCUUGGGGAUGUGGAAGGAGAUGAGACUUUUGUCCUUCUCCAAGAACUCUCUCGGUCCCCUCCCGUGCCGCGCCAUCUUCCAGGCCAUCCAGACGUGGGAGGGGGAUGUCGAGCUGCGUCUCGAAGACGUCUCGAUUGUGAUGCUGCAUCUAGAGAGAAAUGAUCUGUGCAAUGGUCGACUGCGAGCGUUGCUGGAAAACGUGCUACGACCUCUCAACAAAAGAAUUUCUCUCCACUCUCUCAGCCUCCAGCACACAAAGCUUGGCAACGAGGAGCUUGCGGUGCUUGCCCAUCACAUCCUCGACGAGCAUCAGCUGUCCUCUUCUGCCCACCUUCCAUUGAACGACCCCUCCUGUGCCAGCCCUCAAUGUCACAGAGGAUUUCUGGAGCUACGGGAGCUCGACCUUCGCCUGCAGAUGUCAGGAGCGCAGGGGCAGGUGAAGCUCGCCAAGGCGCUGAGAAGUCUACAGCACCUAACAACUCUUGACGGGAUCUCCACUGAAAUUAUGAUUAGCAAGCAGCAGCAGGAAGGAGUAGAGGAGAAGCUCGAGAAGGAAGGGAAGGGCAACAGGAAUCGUAAGGUGGGGGUGGAGAGGCUGAAUUUCUUGCACACGGACAAGCUCCCUCACGGGCACUAUCAGGUCUACUCUUCUUCGACAAACUCCCCUUACUCAACCCCUCUCUUUCAGAUGGAUUUCAUCUUCAUGCGAAUGAGGCGUGUACAUACAAUCAUCGGACGGCUAUGCAUCAGGAACCAGGACAUGGGCAAGAAGCUUUCAGAAGAGCUUGCGGAGCUGCUCCCCGGCAUGAAUCACCUGCGGCAACUUGACUUGGGGUUCAACCAGCUCAAGAGGGAGGGGAUUUCGAAGAUAGCUAGAGGUUUGAAGGAGGUGAUGAGCGGGUUGGAGAGUCUGAACCUUGAAGGAAACGCUAUCGGGCCGGAUGGAGCGAAGGAGUUGGUCAACCUCUGGUCGCUGAAGCUUCACCGCCGGUUGAAGCAUCUGAACAUGAGCUCGAACCGACUGGACUUGGAGGUGAAACACUAG
Guillardia theta CCMP2712 is the source of this 3078-nucleotide messenger RNA. RefSeq lists its product as hypothetical. Gene Ontology annotation, molecular function: protein binding. The record is from RefSeq and is a predicted model, not a curated record. NCBI's taxonomy places the organism in Eukaryota, Cryptophyceae, Pyrenomonadales, Geminigeraceae. The coding region runs from base 1 to 3078 and encodes 1025 amino acids. The transcript has 11 exons.